Molecule: messenger RNA, 1016 nt
Organism: Drosophila rhopaloa
Lineage: Eukaryota; Metazoa; Arthropoda; Insecta; Diptera; Drosophilidae
Product: cilia- and flagella-associated protein 36
Exons: 4
Coding region: 19-1008 (329 amino acids)
Cellular component (GO): axoneme; ciliary base
Source: RefSeq, a predicted model, not a curated record
AACAAAUGUUUCCAGCAAAUGUUGACUAAACUUCUCGGAUUUGUGUUUAGUCACUUAUUUGACUUUGUUACGAAAAUGUCGGUGGAAGACUCUUGGGUUUUCGAUUCCCUGGUGUGCUUUCUGCACGGACCUAUUUGGAAUGCUCCCCUCCAGACUUUUAUAGAGCAAAAGUCCUUAGUCUUCGAUCCCAACCUGCAGUUGGAUGAGAACAAUCCAGAGAUCCUCCAGAUCCACGAGGAAUACAAGAAUCUGGUGGAUUACAUGCUGGGUAGCUUCAUGGAGGAGAUGCAGAUAUCGCCGGAGCAAUUCGAAAUUGCCUGUUUGGAGGGACGACAGCAGGGUCAGGGUGAAAAUCCCUUCCAAUUUCACCAGGUGUUGUUCCAGCAGAUAUGGGCCGCCAAUGACAUCAAGAUUUUCAUACGGAUGAUGACGCAACGAAAUGUGGAGCUUCAGUUACAGGCCCUUGAUCUCAUAGAGAAAAAUCAAUUAGCCCAAAGUGCCGCCGAUGAAGGGGAUGACCGCAGUGCAGACGCGUGCUCGGAUCCAGGUGAUACUGCCUCCGAGGUGGAGCAAAUGAUAGCCAAGACGGUGUCCGACGAACUUGAGAGUCCGGAAGCGGCUCUCACUCCAGAGCAAGAUGUCAGUCUGGAGCUGGUUAACGACAAGUUUCAGCGUCUGAAUCUGUUCUUCGAGCAGGAGGACCACGUGGAUCCCAGUGAUGUGGUUUCGCGGCAGGAGUAUCUGCGUCAGCAGCGCGACAAGAUUGUGGAGAUUAAGAAGCAGACUCGAGCCAAGCAGCUGCAAGAGACCAUGUCCCGGGGUACUCCUCAUGCUCCAGAGGGAGCACGCCCCAGCUCCGCUUUGGUGGCCCAGCAACUGCUUGAAAACGGAGGCCAGACCAAGGAGCUCUCGAUGCCGGCACCUCUAGAGGCCGAGGAGAAUGCUGCCCUUCAGCUAAGACGAAAUCUUGCCAAGCGCCUGCGAAGCGAAGUGGUGGAGCAGAAGUAAAUGAAAGG